UUUCCUAAUAUCAUUUUCCAAACCAAUUAUAAGAACUCAGCUCUGCUCCCCUCCGUUCCCUCUUGCUUCAGUCUCCACCUCCCAUCCACCACCUUCUUCUACGGCGUCGUUUCCCUCCCCUUCGCAUUUCCUAUCUCCUCUUUCACGUCUUACCGCUUCCUGAUUUUAUUAGUUUUUUAGUUAAGAGUUUUGUUAAUUGUUCUCGCUAAUGAGAAGACUUCCCUUAGCGAACGUAAAAGUUUUCUGCUUUAAAGACGCAAGAACUGACAAGUUUUAGCAUAGAGUUUCAGCUUUUUUCAUCUCAUAGCAGAGAGAGAGAAAGAGCUGGAGAGUUCUUUUUGUUUUUUGUUUCCUGGGGAGUGUUGACAAAAAACUGCGAUUAAAGCCAUUUUUGUUGGUUUUCACUUCAAACUUCCGUUGAAUUUUGAGUGAUUCCGGAGGUGGGUUUCUCAAUUUUCCCACUAUAAGGUUAGAAAUUUCGAUUUCGCUUCCUUUGGCAAUGCAGUCUCUGAAUUCUGGGGAGAAUAAGGUAUAGUGGUGAACAAGAUGAUGGAAAACAAAAGAAGCCCCUGCUCUGUUGACCAGGCCAGUCUUACUUCUCUUGCAAAUAAACGUCAUAAGGCUGAUCUCUCUAUCUCGACAAAGGAGAGGAAAGAGAAGCUAGGUGAACGCAUUGUAGCUCUGCAGCAGCUUGUCUCACCAUAUGGGAAGACAGAUACAGCAUCUGUCCUUCUGGAGGCAAUGGAAUACAUACAAUUUCUUCAUGAACAAGUUAAGGUGUUGAGUGCUCCAUACCUACAAAGUAUACCAGCAGCUCAGCUACAGGAAUUAGAUCAAUACAGCCUGAGAAGCAGAGGUUUAUGUCUUGUUCCAAUCUCUUGCACUGUUGGAGUUGCUCGCAGCAAUGGCGCAGAUCUCUGGGCACCUAUCAAGACCACUUCUCCCAAAUUUGAGAAGGCUAUUUAACUAUUUCUAGUGACAAAUUAUAGCUAAGCAAAGCUUGGAAAGUCAUUUCAGAUGACUUGGUAGCGUAAAGGGUUAACCAAUUUAUUUAAGCCCACAGCAAAUUUUUCAGGAACAACUUGUAACAGGAGUUCUGAUGAGCUCAAAGUAGACUUACAAGUAUGCUAAUGCUAGUCAAUCUUUCAGUGAACUCCAUGCUCUAAAAUUUAGCCCAUUGCUGUACUUAUUUUGAGUCGGUGAUUGGGAUCUAUGCGUAUCUUAGUAUAUGGUCUGUGUCUCUGUUCUGAUUAGGCAAAAAUAUAUAUAUUUGUAAACCUCAUUUGUAUAAUGAUCCUAACAAAGGAUUAAUGAAUAUAUGGGGGAUGGUUCAUGGGUUAUUCA
Hevea brasiliensis (rubber tree) is the source of this 1344-nucleotide messenger RNA. RefSeq names its product transcription factor bHLH153. The record is from RefSeq and is a predicted model, not a curated record. The transcript has 6 exons. Bases 547 to 966 code for a protein of 139 amino acids. NCBI's taxonomy places the organism in Eukaryota, Viridiplantae, Streptophyta, Magnoliopsida, Malpighiales, Euphorbiaceae. Gene Ontology annotation, molecular function: DNA-binding transcription factor activity, RNA polymerase II-specific; RNA polymerase II cis-regulatory region sequence-specific DNA binding; protein dimerization activity. Gene Ontology annotation, cellular component: nucleus. Gene Ontology annotation, biological process: regulation of transcription by RNA polymerase II.